CGCCAGAGAUUGUCAGAACGCGGUACUCUGUCUUAGAGGGUGGUCGUUUUGCGCGUAGUUCGCGAACUUAGCAUCGCGCGGAAACCGUAUUAACCGGUAAAAAUGGCGGCGUCGUGGAUUCUGGCUGUGGUGCUUCUAGCUAUAACCUCACCAGUAUUGUCGGCUCCCGCUGCUCAACACGCAGAUGGUUCGCGGGAAAUGAAACCGGAUGUGCCUGUGGAGGAAUUAGAAAAAUUAAAGGCUGCUGAACCCAGCAAGGUAGAACAUGCUUCGCAUAUUGAAUAUCACAGUCUUGAUGCAGUGAAAUCCAACGGCGAAUUGGUAUCUCGACUGGAGCAGCAUGCCUCGGCAGAUGCGGCACCAGGAGAGAAGCCCAUCGUCCACGCUCAGGCGAAACUGGACGUGCCUUCCGAGGGCGUCCACCGAACGAUGGUUCAAGAGGGUUCGCAUGUCAGUGUGGUUGAUGUGACUACGCCUGCUGGCGAGGAGGUUACGACUAAGGUGUUCCACGGAGCGGCUCGCCUAGUGCAGCCCGGCACGGCCACCAACAACCAGAAAGACGGCCACACUGCCAUCCGACGCGCCUUCAACGCCGACAUCACCAAGGAAACUAAGAACAAUAUUGACCAUUACGCUUCGUACGCCGGCGUUCAGUACUCUCCUCUCGACAUGGCGGAGUAUGUGUUUUGGACUGGAGACGAGCGCGGAGUGACUGCGGCAAUCGAAGAGUUCCUGCAGGAAGGAAUGAUGUCCAAAGAAGAAGCCAUCGCGUUCCUCCAGGAGAUUAAAUUCAACAUCGAUUACCUACGAGCGCACUACUCGCAGAACGUUCGAGCGGAGGAAACAGCGCAGCAGGAGAAGCUGAGGAGUUUGCUUAUGGAGCAAGCUAACAAGGACUACCAAUACCGGCCAAUGUCCCUCCAGUCGUUCCCGUUCGGGAACAGCCCGGACAUCGUCCACUCCAUCGCGAGCAAGAACUGGGAGCUCAGCAACAACCUGUCGCCCAUGGGGCUGCCUGCCGAACUCAGGUCCGACCCCGUCAAGCGAUUUGAUCCUAUGCUGCAGACUAAUAUCAUUGGCACGUCUGACUACGACCGCGACGGACCAGUCAUCACCGAGGAGGAGUACGAGGAGAUGAUGGACAAACUGAAAGCCGCAGACACCCUGUACACCGAGUAUACGCUUGAGGAAAUCAUCUACCAGCUCGCUAAGAUGAUGUUCUCUCAAUCGCUGUCCCGCGACCCGGCGACGGCAAGAGCCGCCACGCAGCGCUUCAUGGCGUUCCUGGAGCGAGAGGCCGAGCGGGGACAACUCUCGAGGACCAUCGAGAAGAAAGUGCUGGACGUGAUGAUCGCCGCGCUGACUGACACCAUCGGAGACCAUCCCGAGCUGAUGCAGGCGCGGGACAACAUCGGCAUCAACCCUGCUAACCGUCUGAUGCGGCAGUUCCUGGAGGCGAGCUCCGCGGAGCCGAGCAUGUCGCGCGCCAUCCUGGCCGCCUACAAGGACGAGCUGCUCAAGGGCGUGCCGCACAAGCUGGCCUUCCCCGCCAACUAAACCACCCACCAAACCCAUGCUGACGACUACACCUUUUGUUUCAUUUAUUUUGGCUUGUAUUAAGGAUCUGUUGGACGUAGAAACAGGUUUUUUUAAGUUUUUUUUUAACGUAUGCACUUCUACUUUCCAGGGUUCCGUAUUAUUUAUCUAGUUUGGGUUGUGUGGCACGCUUUUCAAUAAUGGCCUUUCAAAAGAACGUUUAUUUAUAUCGUUUUUUUUAAGUGUGCUAUCACGGAUAAUUGAGUGAUUUAUAUUUUAUUAUAUUAAAUGGUUCUCGUUUCGUUGUUAAGAUAGAUUUGUUAUUAUUCAAGAAACCUAAAUUUCGGCAGCCAAAUGCUCAAAAUAAUUAUUAACUAAGUAAAUGGUAUGCUUACAAAUAAGUAUGAAACUACAUACAUACAUGACUACCUAUCAUUUUAAAAAUAAUAUUUUUAAAAUAUUACCUAAUACACCAAUGAAAUUCCUGUAGUUGACUCUGUUCACUCCAUACCAAGAGUAUGCAUGCCAUUUCUAUUGAUGUAAAUAUGUCACCGCUAUAAGUGUAUCAAUAUAAUGCAUUUACGCGAUUAUUUUACUAAUUUGAACAAAUAUAUGGUUAAGAGAAGCAAUGACAUAUAACAUUAUGUACCAAAGAAAUACCAAAUAUGAGAUUUGCAAAUGGAAGAGAUUUUAUUAAAUUAAAAUAUACUAGUUAUCUAUCAUUUAAUUGUUAAUGUUAACGAUACGCGUAUUAAAUGUUUAAGUAAAUACAUUUUUGUAUUAAAAGAUAAAUAGUAUUAUUUAGAAGUAGCUUUCAGUGUUUUAGUAGUGGAUAUUCUUGUUUAGCAUUAUUUUACUGACAAAAUUAUCUAGUUUAUAAUUUAAGAUAUAAGUUACAAUGUAGCAUAAGAAAACACAUUACGAUAUGAUAUAAUUAGCUAGUCAAAUAUUCUUCAUAUUUUUCUACAGCUAAAACUUUGUGAGCGAUGUGCAAUUGAUUCAGGUUACAUACUUAAAUAUUUAAAAAGGUCUUCCCUUAUAGAUUAGAUAAAAAAUCGUAACUAUGCCCGUCGAAUAGAAUAAAGAAAUCUCAAAGAUUUUAAUAUAUUUAUAGUAUUUAAACUGAGUAAUGCUUCUAUAUAGAAGAUUCUAAAUGUAGCGAAACGGAAAGUUUAAAAAAAAUAAUCAAAAGCUAUUCAGACUUUUUUACAGCAUUUUCAAUUUUUAAACAUGAAAUAGGUAGAAUUGUGGAUAGGUGACACCAAGACCCCCAGGGAGACCAUGGUGGAGCGAUUGAAUUUAUCCUUGGACGCCGUGUCCAAAUGGGGCGAGGCCAACUUGGUUGUAUUCAACGCCAAAACGCAGUAUCUUUUCAUCGCAAAACGGAGCCAGUUCACCUUGGCUCCCACUUUCCGGAAUGUAUCCCGAUUUCUCGCCGAAUCAGGUUCUCUCCCUAUACCAAGCCCGGGUCCGCUCGUGCAUGGAAUACUGCUGCCACCUAUGGGACGGUUCCGCCAAAUAGCAGCGGGCAGCCCUGGACUCGAUAGAGCGCCGGGCUCGUAGAAUUUUUGGCGUUGACCCAUCUCUUAAGUCAAAGUUACAGAGCAUCGCCGUCGAGUAGCUAGCCUAUCGGUGUUCUAUCAGAUACAUUCCGGGGAGUGCGCACAGGAACUGCACGACCUGAUCCCACCUUCCCCGUUCCAUCAUCGGACAUCCAGACGCGGGGUGCGAAUGCACCCGUUCGUGGUAAGAUUGUUUUUUGGUACGGACGGCUAAAGAUAGGAAUGCGCUCACGCCAUCUGUAUUCCCUGAUAAAUAUAACCUUUAAAGCAGGAGUGAAUAGGCUACUACUGAACCGCUGAGCUCCAUUUUAGGCCUUGUCUUCACUUUCCAUCAGGUGUGACUAGGGCCAAUCGCCUAUCAGUUUAUAAUGAAAAAAACAACGGCCAAGUGCGAGUCGGACUCGUGCACAAAGAGUUCCGUACCAUUAUCAAUAAAAACGCCAAAAGAAUCACGUUUGUAGUAUAGGAGCCCCCUUAAAUAUUUAUUUUAUUCUGUUUUUUUAGUAUUUGUUGUUAUAGCAGCCACAGGCAUAUAUCAUCUGUGAAAAUUUCAACUGUCUAUCACAGUUCAUGACAUACAGCCUGGUGACAGACGGACAGACGGACGGACGGACGCACUUAGUUAUUAUUAAGACCCCACUAUUGGGUCCCGUUUUACCCUUUGGGUAUGGAACCCUAAAAAGGUGUCAAAAAACAAAUAGUGUUUUUUCGAUUGCGCUUUUUCAAACAAAAAGGGGUUUUCCUUGUCUAGUCAUCAAAAUUUGCCUGCUUUUGCCCCAAUAUAAUAGCUUUUUCUUCCAUAGCUCUUUUCAGGCAUAUCAAAAUUAAAUAAACAUAUCCCUAGAUUGAAUUUAUUUUUAAUAGCAAAUCAUUUUUACGCAGCAAAGCGAAUUCUGUACCUAUUUAGGAAAACAAUUUGAAGGAAUUGCACAUCACUAUUAUCUCUCAACUUAUAUAACAACAUUCAUGUACUUCAUAAAGAGCAUAUUUUGUAAAAAUAGAUUAGAGCCAUGUCUUUCUACUAGAAUCACAAAAUAUAUUAUUUACCUACCUACUUAAAGUAAGACUUGAAAUAUAAUAUUAAUCAGCAUUGUUGGAAAUAAUGCUAUGUUAGUGAUCGGCAAAAUUUAUUAUAUUUAUAUUAUUCUUUGAAAUAUAUUGUGGAUUUAAUAAAAAAGUUUAAAUGUGA
Messenger RNA from Cydia pomonella (codling moth), 4287 nucleotides. RefSeq lists its product as uncharacterized. The record is from RefSeq and is a predicted model, not a curated record. The coding region runs from base 103 to 1557 and encodes 484 amino acids. The transcript has 14 exons. NCBI's taxonomy places the organism in Eukaryota, Metazoa, Arthropoda, Insecta, Lepidoptera, Tortricidae.